Messenger RNA from Colletotrichum destructivum, 588 nucleotides. RefSeq lists its product as uncharacterized. The transcript has a single exon. Lineage: Eukaryota; Fungi; Ascomycota; Sordariomycetes; Glomerellales; Glomerellaceae. The record is from RefSeq and is a predicted model, not a curated record. Bases 4 to 162 code for a protein of 52 amino acids.
UUCAUGGCUAUUGUUUUCUCCAUGCUCCCCCCGAGCCUCGGCAAAAAGACAGACAGCCAGACAGAUAGACAGACAGACAGUAUCACGGUGGUCACGAGAACAACGAUUGAAAAAGCUAGCAAGGAUUGCCAGAGCCCCAGUUUGAUAGGAAGGGCCUUUUGACGACAUGACCAGGAGAACAGUAGAGCGUGGCCAAAGCCAGGAACAGAACAGACUCACUGCUGGUUCGACUUGGAGCCCAUCGACCCCGCCGCCCCCUUGCAAUGUCAGAACCAGGAUUCGGCUCGGGUAACGCAACUCCACAUCAGACUCCAGUCGCUGGAACUCUGGCCAAUCUUUCCAACGGAUUCAGCGGUGUGGACGGCUUGCGGCGGUAACCGCUCGGAGGAAGAAAGACAAGGCGAAAACAACGCAACCUCGGCAGGUUCUUGGCCGGGGAUUCUGGGGGGUGUGUGGGUUCUCUCUUUUGCCUUCCUUCCGAGUAGCGCCCCAGGAUGGAUCCCUGCCACCUUCGAGCCUCCUCGCCUUGACGGAGCCAUCGAUGGUGAUGAGCAGCUUGUAAAGUAGUAGCUUGUCCUAAUGCUGUUU